UUCAUCGGCUCUCACUAUAAAUACACACCCAUAAAUCACAAGUUCUUUCACCAAUCAUAUCCAUCUGUCUUAUCAAUAUUUCAUCUUUCAAAAUCUCCUCUUUAUGGCAAAUCUUCCUCGGUUUGGCCGCACAUGGCAACGUUUCUCUUCCCUCCCCCGCCCCGCCACUGCCUCACAACCGGAACAACUUCAGCCGGCACCAGCGCCGGCGCCGAUGAAUGGGCGUGAAAUUUCACCCAACUCUCCGGUCACCGCCCAAGUUCUCCAAACUUCUCCAAUUAGAGAAAGAUCUUCUCGACUUCCAUCUCCCACGAAGAAAUUUGCCUCGCCGCCUUCUUCUCCAAAAUAUAGACCCGCCGCCGCCGCUUCGCCUCCCAAGCCACUGUCUCCAACUCCGUCGUACAACCGUUACGACGGCGAACGACGGUCUAGUGCCACCACAUCUCCCAAAGCCAUUAAACCCUCCUAUACCUCUCCGCCGCUGUCGCCUGCCAAGCACAAAUACCCAACCGCCGCCACCGCCGCACCGCUCUCUCCUCUAACUCUGCCUCGGUCGGAGGCGAAACAUGAACCUGGGCCCACGAUUCGAUCCAGAAGCCCACCGGAGGUCGAGCAGAAAUCGAUACAUUAUCCGAAGGUCGAGAAGCCGACGAAACCCGAUCACCGGCCGUCAGAGUACAACUCCGGCAAGCCCCAAUACAAGCAGCAGCAGCAACAGAGCGACGUGAUAACCAUCAAAGGCGAGAACGUAGGCGCCAUCAUGCACAUAACUCAAUCAUCUGACGGCACAGAAAUGGUGAAGAAAAAGCCAAGCACAGAGAGUGGAAACGAUGAUGAGAAAGGCAACAAAUCAAGUUCUUUGCCGGCGAAAUCAUUCAUGAACAGCAAUUUUCAAGGGGUCAAUAAUUCCGUUCUGUACAACUCCUCCUUCAGCCACCGUGAUCCAGGCCUGCACCUGUCUUUCUCCAAGAAGCCCGCCCAUGGCCAUGCCCAAUCUGUUCUUGGUUCGACCUACUAGACGAAUUGAAGCUUUCAAAGUUCUACUACGCACCGUGUGCUGCUAAAAUAAUUAUGAAUAAGUGGAGAUUAUUAUAAUGAUAUAUAUGAUUAAUGGAAUGUAUUUUUCUUUGAUCUGAAUAUAUAUCUAUAUAUAUAUGGUGUAUUAUUUGUUUUACCAUUUGGGAAAUAUGGUAAUUAAGUGAUAAUAAAAAAGAAAGAACCACGGGUGAGA
Momordica charantia (bitter melon) is the source of this 1231-nucleotide messenger RNA. RefSeq lists its product as uncharacterized. The record is from RefSeq and is a predicted model, not a curated record. NCBI's taxonomy places the organism in Eukaryota, Viridiplantae, Streptophyta, Magnoliopsida, Cucurbitales, Cucurbitaceae.